Molecule: messenger RNA, 831 nt
Organism: Solanum tuberosum (potato)
Lineage: Eukaryota; Viridiplantae; Streptophyta; Magnoliopsida; Solanales; Solanaceae
Exons: 1
Coding region: 1-831 (276 amino acids)
Source: RefSeq, a predicted model, not a curated record
AUGAGGAAAAGUCUUGAUUUCAUUGCUAUUAUUGAGGCCUGUGGUCUUAUAGAUUUAGGCUUCAGUGGACAGAAAUUUACCUGGUCUAACAACAGGGGUAUACAACAGAGAGUUUGGAAAAGACUGGACAGAGCUCUAGUUACUGAUGCCUGGCUGGAAAAGAUGCCUCAGACUACUAUCACCCAUCUACCUUCAGUAGGGUCAGAUCACUGCCCCUUAUUGAUGGAAAUGAAAGCUAGGGAAGAUGAUCAGAUCAAAUAUUUUAAAUUUCUUAACUGCUGGACUGAUCAACCUAAUUUCCUUGAUAUUGUUAAAGCCUGCUGGGACAGGAAUGUUGAGGGUAACAUCAUGUGGAAAUUUCAUCAGAAACUGAAGAGAUUAUCCAAAACUCUUAGCAACUGGUCCAGAGAGGAGUUUGGGGAUAUUUUUGCUAAAGUCAGGGAUUUUGAAGAGAAGGUCAAAACAAUGGAGGAGCAGCUGAUUCAAGAUCCUAGUGAGAGUAAUAGAUCUAUACUUCAUGAACUCAAUGCUAGGUAUAUCAAAUUCUUGAAGUUAGAAGACUCCAUUUUGAAACAAAAAACACAGUUGCAGUGGUUCAAGGAAGGUGAUUGCAAUACAAAAUAUUUCCACUCCCUGAUAAGGGGAAGAAGACGAAGGCUUUUCAUUGAUCAUAAAAUUAUCAGGGAAGAUGGGGAAUGGAUACAGGGAGAUGAGGUCAUUGCUGAAGCUGCCUGCGACCAUUUCCAGAAAAUCUUCACAGGAGAUAACAAGAUAAUCAAUGAGGAUGUACCUGGAAUGUAUACCACAGAUGGUCACCCAGGAACACAAUGA